AUGGAGGAACAAAAUCCGCCUGAAACGCUUCAAACCCUCCUUAAGUAUGAAAAAAGCCCUAAUCAAGCGCAAAGUUUUCUUAGUACGGUUUAUAGUUUUCUCUAUAUACUUGAUAUCAUAGUGGUAGUAGCAAUGUUUAAUAUUUGCUCCCUUAACCUAUUUGUAGCUCGUGUGGGCAAGAAUUUUAAGUGGCCCCUUUUGAUGCCAGAAUACUUAAGAAGCUAUGCCUUUGAAAACAUCGCUGACCUCGAGUUCAAAUUCGACGAUGAGAUUGGGUUCAACAUCAUAUUUUUCUACAAUUCACUUGAUAAUAACAAAUUUGUUGGUCAUGAAAACGAAUGGGUGACGGUGCACAAUCAGAAGGUAAUAGAGUAUGGACAAGAGUAUAACGAUGAUCAAUUAAAUAAAAUUCUGGAAAUUAUGCCUGGUGCUAUUCAACUCCCGGUUGACCAGACACGUCUACCACAAAGUAAGCCGGCGAAGAUGGUGAUUUUUCAGAGUAUUAAUAGUGAUGACUACAAGGUUAGAGUUCGUAUCAGAAGGCCGGAUGAAAAUGAUAUAACCACUCUUCCGUAUGAUUUUUAUGACAAUAUGAAUAAUGACAAAAGGUAUACAUCCGUAGUCGAUACAGGUGCACCAGAAACCAUUUUGCCAUAUUAUGUUAAAAGAAUGCUUGGGAGUAAGGGGUGGAGUACGAUACCAAGAAGAGCUGGAGGUUAUGGUGCACCUGCGUUGCAAAUUCGUGCGUCCGCGAUGUUUGAGGUGUCUAUUGGCGAUGACAAUAAUUGGACAAAGUGGGUUAGAGCAAAAAUUCUGCUCUGGGAAAAAAAACCCGGUAAUAAAGUUGGAUAUGCUCUUAUCGGAAAUGAUAUUACCAACCAAUUAGCAUAUGUGCACGAAGUAGGAAAACCAAUCAAGUUUUUAGAUCGUCAAGAUGAACUUAAGCUCACCAAAUUUUUAAGGGAAUGUUCUUGA
Diversispora eburnea is the source of this 975-nucleotide messenger RNA. Lineage: Eukaryota; Fungi; Glomeromycota; Glomeromycetes; Diversisporales; Diversisporaceae. The record is from the annotation of a GenBank genome assembly.